GGAGAGGGUAGUUUUUAUUUAAAGUAUUUUUAAAAAACUUAAAGCAAUUCUGAAAAUUUUCAGGUGGACUGCCAUGAUGCCAAAUACGAAGAAAGCCUAAAUUAUUCUAUGCCGGAUUUUCCCAAACUCACGGAUUUGGCUAUGUACGGCGUGGAGUUUGCGGAAAUCGUGGACUGCGCCUUGCAGAAGUACGGCAAAACCUUGCAGUCGCUCCGCGUGAUCGGAGUUAAGAUGCCGAAUCUGAGCUUUCAACGAAUCUUCAAGUCCUGCCCGAAACUGGAAGGUCUUUACUUGGAGAAGGUCGGCGUGACCGACAAUUCUGAACCAAUAAACUUCAACAAACUCAGGGUGCUAAAUCUGGUGAAAGUCAGCUCUCCAGGCCCCUCCAAAAUAUUGACGGCGCCAAACCUGAAGACCAUUGAGCUCAAGGUCACGGGCUUGGACAUGAGGAAUUUGAGCCAAGUGCUGCCUCCUAGAAACCAGAACAACCUGAAGUCUUUCUACCUCACCCUGAGAACGAGUGAUAUUAUUAGUGAAAUUUCAGAGGACGAUUUCAUUCGAAUAGCCAGCUUUUUGAAACAUUUAGCCGCCGUCUCUCCGAGGCUGACUUUCUUGAAUUUUAACAUAGGCUGCACCAGCCAUAAUUACUACACUUACCCCUCAGUAGUGCAACAUGUCAAUGAACAAUAUUCAUUCUACAAAGAAAAGGGAUUUAAUCUUGAUUGGCUAAUUGAUUUAGAUUUAGUCCGCAUUUUGGAGGCAAUCGGCAACGCGCGAUUUUAAUUGAUUUGUAAUGCCUAGUAUUUUUCCAGUCCAUUAUUAUGAUUUUGUAAAUUUUGUAUAUUUUGAAAAUUUGUAUAAAUAAAAUCUGGACUUAA
Molecule: messenger RNA, 878 nt
Organism: Cloeon dipterum
Lineage: Eukaryota; Metazoa; Arthropoda; Insecta; Ephemeroptera; Baetidae
Exons: 2
Coding region: 109-783 (224 amino acids)
Source: RefSeq, a predicted model, not a curated record